AUGAUCCCCAGACGAAUAGCAAGACCGUUGUUGCGCGGGCAUGUGUUGCUGAGUGUAGGGGUAAGAGCCUUGCCUCCGAGACUAAUCCGGAGUCAAACAACCACUCUGUCGGAAUCAGUUGAGCCGUCAAACACGCCCAUUCAUCCGUCGAAAACAGCUGCCAAAAGAGUGGAGAACCACAAGUUGAGAGACAUUACCAAGCAAAUCCAGGAGACAAUCAGCUCGGGAACUGGUUACCACGAAAUAAAAGACAUUCUCGAGGAAGGAAUCACUUUUCUACGUGAGAUACGCAAACAGGAAAACAUCCCGGAAAUCGCCUUAUACAAUGCUUUCCUUCCCUUGAGCAUUGAGUUGUUCCAACUAGCAAAGCAGAAUGGACAAGAUCUCAACGAGGUGUUGCAGUUUCUCACCCUGCACCAGAUUGCACACCAGUACCAUUUUACCGAAGUUGCCAUAUCGCUCUUGCAGAAUAAGCCAGACCCCGCUCAGUACCACAGGGUGAUGCAACUAUGGGCCAGGUACUUGGAGUACAAAAACUCUUCACCUGUGUUUGUAGGGAUGAGCCUUAAAGACGGGGAAGCCAAGUACACUGGGUACCAUCUUCCCAACUUGAGCUACUACGCAUAUGUCAUGGCCUGCGAGGGCGAAGGACUCACCUAUUCAGAAGAGAACGCCAAAAAAUUUUCCAACAACGACACUGUGCCAGCUGUGUAUAUGUUAAAGCGGACCCUUGAAGAGGUCAAGGUGUUUUCCAAACCAGAGUUUGCGAAAUUGAAACGCGUGUUGGAUGAGUUUCGAUUAGGGCAGGUGAAUCCCAACAGUGCCAAAAUGCUUCAGAAAAUAUAUUCAUUGCGUGACAGAAGGGAGCUCGACAGUAUAUACGCCGAGAUUGUGCAAGUCUCAUCCAAGCAAGGGAUCAAGAUCGAUGAACGGGUCUUGGUUGCCAUGAUGGACCGAUACUUUUACAUUGACGAGUACGACGACGUGUUUAACAUGUUCCAAAACAUCCUCAAGUCCGGAAUCAAGCCAUCGAUUGGCGCUUGGAAUGUGGUGUUGCGCGCCACAAUCAACCCCAACAGAUUCGCGAAAGCGUCAGCAAAGCAAAAGCGUGAGUUUAUGAGUAACUUUAAAAAGAUGUUGGCCACUAUAGAAGCAAGCAAAGUGGCUUUUGACGAGGAGACUUUGGGCAGCAUUGUUAGCGCUUUUGCGAUUGCCAAUGACUUUGACUCUGCUGAACAGCAUAUUAAACAGCACCCACAACUCAACGGCAACGCGGCAAAGGAUGGUGUCUUGUGCGGCCUCGUUUUCAACCACCGGAUUGACGAUGCCGAGCACCGGAUGCGCGAGUACAUGAAAGAAGGCAACUACAAACCUAGCGCCACUGUAUUGAACAUGUUCAUGUCCCACUAUGCGCAAAAGAAAAACUACAAAGCCGUGCGUGGCAUCAACGAGUUUAUGCAAGAGCACGGCAUUCCCGAGACGGUGCAUUCGUUGACCACCUUGGUAGGCGCGUAUGUCAAUGCGCUCAUUGACAAGGGGAAAACACCGAGCUUUGAAGGGAUCUUGCACACUUUGAAAGGCGCCACCAAAAACGAGCACACUCUUUCAGCGGUGCUCAACGGGUUGGUUGACUCUGGGAACAUGGUUGCUGCUAGAGUGCUCUACAAGCACAUGAUGGAAACAAAACCCAGGUCCAGUGCCAUUCAAAGUAAGAUGUUGCAAGGGGAGUUGUCCCAUGGGGAUAUCCCGAUUGCAGUGCAAAUUUUCGAUUACUACAUCUCCAAUAUCAACAACGAUGCGCGGAUCUGGAACAUCAUGAUCAAAAAUCUUCUCACCAGAGACACGCCGCUCGCAUUAGAGUACUACAGGAGGAUGAAGAACGAUCCUGGAGUGAGACCAAACAGGUUCACCUACUACUUCAUCCUCAACUACUUACUAAGCAAACGCAACCACAAGUUGAUCUCGCUCGUUCUCGCUGACAUGGCCGAGUUGCCCGAUGCAGACUACGUGCCGGAAAUGGUCAAGAUGCUCUCCAGAGUCAGCAAGUUUGUUGAGCUCCCGCCAGCUAUAGCACAAAAAUUGCUGAAACAUGUAAAUAAUUAA
This is a messenger RNA of Lodderomyces beijingensis, 2103 nucleotides long. NCBI's taxonomy places the organism in Eukaryota, Fungi, Ascomycota, Pichiomycetes, Serinales, Debaryomycetaceae. The record is from the annotation of a GenBank genome assembly.